AUGGCUGAGGAGAAACCCAAGAAAGGACUGGAGACUGAGGACAACGAUCAUAUUAAUUUGAAGGUGGCCGGGCUGGAUGGUUCUGUGGUGCAGUUUAAGAUUAAGAGGCGCACACCACUUAGUAAACUAAUGAAAGCCUAUUGUGAACGGCAGGACACACCUGCACAGUUGGAGCAGGAGGACUGA
Molecule: messenger RNA, 186 nt
Organism: Nannospalax galili (Upper Galilee mountains blind mole rat)
Lineage: Eukaryota; Metazoa; Chordata; Mammalia; Rodentia; Spalacidae
Product: small ubiquitin-related modifier 2-like
Exons: 2
Coding region: 1-186 (61 amino acids)
Biological process (GO): protein sumoylation
Cellular component (GO): nucleus
Molecular function (GO): ubiquitin-like protein ligase binding; protein tag activity
Source: RefSeq, a predicted model, not a curated record